AUGGCUCGCUUAUGUACUAUUAUACCACAAUAUGUCCUAGAGGGCAUUGUUGAGAAGGGAUUAGCGCCACAGCACAUCAUCAGUCGGUGCCGAUCCACUAUCGACAAAACCAGGCAACUUCAGGAUACCCGUGGGCAACACGUGCAGAGCAUCGCAUCGCCUGAGCUGUCACAAACCAACCAUAAUAUUAUGCCACCCUAUAUCCUUGAGUCAAUAGCUCGGAAUGCCGCAACAGAACAGCAGCGCGAGGCGGCGCGCCACACACUCGCAGUCAGCACUAAACAUCGAAUAGCGGCAGGGCGUAAACGUCAAAUACACCGUACAGUCUACGACGCGCAGUUUUCACCUGCCAUACGUCCUCCGAGGGAUAAGCGGCUCCUCAGAGAGGGCGAUGAACUCCUCUCUGAGGUGAAAGAUCCGACCAACAAUGCAAACGAGUGCUAUAUUGGCCUUAAGAAGACUUAUGACUUCUACUUCGACUUCUUCCAUCGAAACUCGAUUGAUGAUAGCGGUAUAGCGCUCGAUGCCUUCGUGCAUGCUGGUGAUUUCCUUAACGCUUUUUGGAACGGAUAUGAGCUCGUAUUUGGUGAUGGAGAUGGCGUUAUCUUUGACGGAUUUACCGACGAGCUUGAUGUCAUUGGCCACGAGUUUAGCCAUGGCGUUGUGGAGCAUACAAGUCCACUCCCUUACCGAUUCCAGAGCGGUGCUCUCAAUGAGUCUUUGGCCGACGUUUUUGGUAUUAUGAUCAAACAAUGGGGUGAAAGCACCCCCCAGACAGUUGAUCAAGCCGACUGGCUUAUUGGGGAGGGACUCUGGGCUGCUGGUGUCAAGGGCAAGGCACUACGGGACAUGGCAAAUCCUGGAACAGCUUACGAUGAUGGUGCUGUGGGGGCAGACCCUCAGCCUGCGCACUGGAGAGAUUUCAAGAAGCUCCCCAUCAGCAAGGACAAUGGUGGUGUCCACAUCAACUCCGGCAUCCCGAAUCGCGCCUUCUACCUUGCUGCAACUAAAAUUGGAGGAUAUGCCUGGGAGGGUGCAGGUCCUAUCUGGUACCGCGCUCUAAGCAGUGGUAAGCUCCCCACGGACGGUAAAGCUAAGUUCAAGGACUUUGCCGAUCUUACGAUUGAGAAUGCUGGGGAGCAUGUAGAUAAGAUUAGGGAAGCUUGGACACUCGUUGGAUACCCAUUCGCAGAGGAGAGGGCCGAACUGUAA
Aspergillus welwitschiae is the source of this 1212-nucleotide messenger RNA. RefSeq lists its product as uncharacterized. The record is from RefSeq and is a predicted model, not a curated record. Gene Ontology annotation, molecular function: metalloendopeptidase activity. Bases 1 to 1212 code for a protein of 403 amino acids. Lineage: Eukaryota; Fungi; Ascomycota; Eurotiomycetes; Eurotiales; Aspergillaceae. Gene Ontology annotation, biological process: proteolysis. The transcript has a single exon.